Messenger RNA from Ziziphus jujuba (common jujube), 1754 nucleotides. RefSeq lists its product as uncharacterized. Gene Ontology annotation, biological process: GPI anchor biosynthetic process. Lineage: Eukaryota; Viridiplantae; Streptophyta; Magnoliopsida; Rosales; Rhamnaceae. Gene Ontology annotation, molecular function: catalytic activity. Gene Ontology annotation, cellular component: endoplasmic reticulum. Bases 142 to 1653 code for a protein of 503 amino acids. The transcript has 4 exons. The record is from RefSeq and is a predicted model, not a curated record.
ACUCCUAUUUCACUCAUUGCAUUUGGCAUCAUUUUUUUUUGUCUGUAUAGCAAAUUUCCUCUCUCCACUCACAUUUCUUUCUUCACCAAUUUUUCUUAAACAUAAGGUAGUCUAUCAAAGGAGAGCUACUUGAAGCUUCUAAUGCAAUCGGAUAAGGUUCAAGUAUAUUUGUGCAAUAAUCAAGCAUCUUAUAUGUUAAGCUUUGUCAGAAGAAAGCUGAAGCAUUUUUGUUCAAGGAUAAGGAGGCUGCUAAGAAGACGAAAAAGGCCGAAAAUUAUCAUCAAGAGGUUUGGAAAGCUUAACUCAGAAGUUCAGCGUAAAGGAGAACCAGGAAAUGGUAGAAAUGGCCAAUUGGGUUAUGCUUUAUCCGAAAAGCCAAUUCGCAUUGCCACGUUCAAUGUUGCCAUGUUUACUCUUGCACCUGCCAUUUCAAAGGCAGAGCAAUCUUCUUCCUUUAACCAUGAAAAUGGAGACUAUUUGUUAAAGAGUCCUGCAAUAAGUGAUCGUCCAAAGAGCAUACUAAAGCAGUCACCAUUAAGGACCACCCUGACUGGUCCUCCGGAGUAUCUGUCUAAGACAAAAAACCAUAGCAGAUCAAAUCUGAAGGUUUCCAUAAAUCUUCCUGAUAAUGAGAUUUCAUUAGCACAUAGUAAACUGCUUGCUUUUGUCGAAGACGAGAAACAAAGUUCAUCAAACAUGAUCACAAGCAGGGUUCCAGUGAGGUCACCUGUAUGCUUCCCUUCCACGAUGAGGUCACCUGUAUGCUUCCCUUCCAUGAUGACAAACUAUUGGACUUGGAGUGAUGAAAGCUUGAAAACGAGUAGAAGCAUUCUAGAAGUCCUGAGAGAGGUAGAUGCUGAUAUAUUGGCUUUGCAAGAUGUUAAGGCCAAGGAAGAGAGAGAAAUGAAACCACUUUCUGAUUUGGCAAGUGCUUUGGGGAUGAAAUAUGUGUUUGCUGAGAGCUGGGCUCCAGAGUUUGGGAAUGCCAUACUAUCUAAAUGGCCAAUAAAAAGAUGGAAAGUCCAGAAAAUUGCUAAUAAUGAUGAUUUCAGGAAUGUGUUAAAGGCAACAAUUGAUGUGCCAUGGGCAGGGGAAGUGAACUUUUACUGCACACAACUUGACCAUUUGGAUGAAAAUUGGAGAAUGAAACAAAUUAGUGCUUUAUUUCAAGCAAAUGACCCUCCUCAUAUAUUGGCAGGAGGUUUGAACUCUCUGAAUGGCGGUGAUUACUCAGCUGAGAGAUGGGCAGACAUAGUCAAGUAUUAUGAGGACAUGGGAAAGCCAACACCAAAGACAGAAGUGAUGAAGUUUCUGAAGGGAAAGGGUUAUGUAGAUGCAAAAGACUAUGCAGGGGACUGUGAGCCAGUAGUCAUGAUUGCCAAAGGCCAAAAUGUGCAAGGGACUUGUAAGUAUGGUACAAGAGUAGAUUAUGUUUUGUCAUUGCCAGAUUCGCCUUAUAAAUUUGUUCCGGGAUCAUAUACUGUGGUUUCAUCCAAGGGGACUUCUGAUCACCACAUGGUUAAGGUUGAUAUAGUGAAAGAAAGCAAGAUUGCUAAGCAGAAUGUCAUUAAACGACAACAAAAAUCGAUACAAAAGCUUGUAAGAAGAACCACUACUUGUUCUUCAAGAACUGUAUGGAGAGUAAACUCAUAAUUUUCUUAUAUAUAUAUAUAUAUAUAUAGUUGUAACAAAUAAAUUUCUCUUAUGUUAUGAGUUUGCCACACUUAAAUGCUAGACUAAUGCACUAAAGUGAU